Molecule: messenger RNA, 669 nt
Organism: Malassezia pachydermatis
Lineage: Eukaryota; Fungi; Basidiomycota; Malasseziomycetes; Malasseziales; Malasseziaceae
Exons: 2
Coding region: 1-669 (222 amino acids)
Source: RefSeq, a predicted model, not a curated record
AUGCUACCAACAGCUCCCUGGAUUCCGGCUGGCAAGAAGCGAACGUUGAGUCCUGCGGGCGACUCAUCGCCUUGUCAGCGAGAUGACCGCUGUGCAUGGCCUUUGCAUGCUCUACCGAUGCGAGGUCGGCGACGCACGCAAUCGCCUAUGUACGACAACCGUGUGCGGCGGUGCCAAGACUCGUCCAUACCCACAGUGGCUCUACCACGGGAUAGCGACGAGUAUGCUUCUUCGUACAUGGUCGAGCCUCCCUUCUACCCAGGCCGUGGCCCUCCUGCUACGAUGCCGGACCUCGCUGUGCCACUGCGCAGCAACCCGUAUUACUCUGCCGCUGAGACCGAGUCGAUGGAGUAUGCCCACAGUCUUGGCCUGGUACAUCCACCUCCCACGUUCUUCCAUGCAGAGCCGCCGUUGGAUACGACGACGGGGCCGGCUGGUGUCCCUCCCUCGCCUGCACGUACUUCCUCUCCAACACGCUUUACUGCGUCGUUCUCCGGUCUCCCCAUGCAUCAAUUUGAGCAGCGCUUACACGCCCACGUCUCCUCGCAUCAUCAUCCUACCCUCGAUCCUUCCGCAUGCACAUCGCUCUUCCAUCCACUGCCAACAGAGCAGCACGACGCUUGGUCGUCUCCCUCCUCAUCGUCGUCUUCGUCCAUGGGACUCUCUUAG